Messenger RNA from Eutrema salsugineum, 528 nucleotides. RefSeq names its product cytochrome c oxidase subunit 6b-3. Gene Ontology annotation, cellular component: mitochondrion; respiratory chain complex IV. The record is from RefSeq and is a predicted model, not a curated record. The transcript has 4 exons. The coding region runs from base 144 to 380 and encodes 78 amino acids. Lineage: Eukaryota; Viridiplantae; Streptophyta; Magnoliopsida; Brassicales; Brassicaceae.
UUGAAAUCGGCCUCAUUGGCUUUUUCUAGUCUUCACCGGAGAGAAAAGUUGGCGAUUUGCAAACUGCAUUUUCAAUAAUCGACUGCGUCUCCUCUUUUCUCCUACCCAACCAAACCUUCUCAUUGUUCGCCUUCGGAUUAGCCAUGGAGGACGAGAUCGAACUGAAAACUGCUCCUGCUGAUUUCCGGUUCCCUACAACGAACCAAACAAGGCACUGCUUCACUCGUUACAUUGAGUUCCACAGGUGCACAACUGCAAAGGGUGAGGACUCCAAUGAAUGCGAGAGGUUCGCCAAGUAUUACCGUGCCCUCUGUCCUGGAGAAUGGGUUGACAAGUGGAAUGAGCAGAGGGAGACCGGAACUUUCCCUGGUCCUCUCUGAUUCGAGCAAGAAAAGCUCUCUUUAUCAUUUUCUGUUUUUGAGGCCAAAUGGUCCUGUUGAUGAUCUUUGAAAUUCAACUCUUUCCUUUGUUCAGCACUUUCUUUUGGUGAUUCAAUAAAUAAAUUGGAAGACAUUCUUUGGGGAUUAA